Molecule: messenger RNA, 1008 nt
Organism: Cordyceps militaris CM01
Lineage: Eukaryota; Fungi; Ascomycota; Sordariomycetes; Hypocreales; Cordycipitaceae
Product: KOW domain-containing protein domain-containing protein
Exons: 3
Coding region: 1-1008 (335 amino acids)
Molecular function (GO): RNA binding
Source: RefSeq, a predicted model, not a curated record
AUGGACAAGAUUGUUAAGCGUGUGGCGCACGCCCAGCGUUCUGCCAGCCGCAGAACUCAAAGGGCCACGAGGCGACAGAAGAUCCUGUCAUACUAUCGCGCCGACAACACGAUAAAGGUGGCCAACCGAGAAAUCAUCGAUAACAUUAAGGACGCCAAAAAGGCCACAAAGGAGGACUGGGAGCUUGGCCCCCUGGCUCCGCAGCGCGAUCUGGGCUUCAACAACUACGGUGUCGUCACGCAACCCAUCCGUCAGGACUGGAGCAAUUACGGCCAGAUCAGGUACCAGACCAAGCUUGCCGAACAGCGAUGCGCCUGGGCCGGCGGUGCCAAGAUGCUUAACCUAGCACCGGGCGACAGAGUUGUCAUCUUCGAGGGCCACGACAAGGGCAAAAUUGACACCAUCAAGACGAUUCAACCCGAGACUGGCUCCCUUACGCUAGAAACCCACAAUAGAGCCAUGGUCAAGAGCGUCACAAAGGACACCAUCAUCAGACAGUUGAAGGCCGUGCCACCGAGAAUGGAAUCGCCCAACAUGACCAUUGAGCGCUGGCGCUACGGCAACAAAUGGGACCGCAUAGUUCCCAGCCUCAACAGGAUCAUCCCCUGGCCCGAGACGGUGGCACCUGAGUUCGAGAUGACGGCCAGCGACACUGCCCGUGAUCAAGUCGAGGAGCGCACCUUCUACUACAGCCUCACUGCUUCGCCCAUGCCCGAGGGCGUCAUUGAUGAGCUGCGUAACAAGUACUCCAAGUUCCGUACCAGACACGAGGAUUGGUACGUGGACGCGCAAGAGGCCGAAACUCGGGCCAAGGAGAACAGAAACCAGAAGGUGCGCGACAUGCAGACACCGCUGGAGGAGUUCAAUGAGAUGCAGCGCGCAAUCCGUGAUGUCGCCGGCGAGCCUGAGCUAUCAGAGGAUAUGCUGGCUAAGAUUGGCAAGGUCAUGGCCAAGAGCAAGGCUGAAGUUUUGGAAAGAUCUGGUGUAUCAGAGGUUGAAUCGAAGUAG